CCUCAGCCCUCAGCCGCGCUUACAUACACCAGCAGAGUGCCCCUCUGACUGUUGCGCAACUUCUUCAUCACUAUGCACGAUGUUUGCCACGGCUCACGAAAUAUACGCAUAUGAGUAUCCGGCGCUACCACCCGGCCAGUUCCGUCUUGUUAGGCUCCGGAGCCUGCACCGACUGACAUCUAAUGUCGAAAGGCCGUCACCGCAAGAAGCUGCCCUAUGCGCCGAGUUUGUCGAGACCACUUUCGACGAUGCCGUCCCCUACGAAGCAGUGUCGUAUUGCUGGACAGGGCAUCGGCGGGAAAUAUCCUCCGAGGAACGAAAGCAGCUGGGGGUAAUGGAUCGAAGGAUCAUCAUCCAGUCCUCCGAGCACUCGGAUCGCGUCCUCGGCUUCAUUCCCAUCAACAGCUCGCUCGAAACCGCUCUCCAGUAUCUACAGAUACAGACAGACAAGCCUAUAUUCGUGGACCAAAUCUGCAUCAACCAGGCCGAUUUCGCCGAGAAAGCUCACCUCGUUGCACGCAUGGGCGACAUCUACGCCAAGGCCGAUCGGGUGCUGGCCUGGCUUGGUCCCUUGACCUCGGAGGCAGCGGCUUUCAUGUCAUUUAUGCAAGUUCUGGAUCAGGAGACCUCUGUGGCUUUCAAACGCCUGCUGGAGCAUGACUAUGCGACUUUGAACCAAAUCCGGGCAGCUGUAGUUGCGCUCGACCCAGAUACCGUGCCGAUCGCAGACUCCUUAAAGCAAGACCGCGACCAGUUGCGAGAAUUGGCCGUGCGGAUUUGGGAUUCCCUCCCUCUUCGCGGCUUGGAGGAUAUCUACUCGAGGCAGUGGUUUGGCCGGAUGUGGAUCAUCCAGGAGGCAUGCUUACCCCGACACCUGGUAUUCAUCUGCGGGGACAGAACCUGCCACGUCGAUGAUUUCGAGCGGACCGCCUUGCUCUGCCUUCUUGCAGUGCAACUUCAAUGCGGCGCGUGGACGGAAGAGCUCGAAAAGCGCGAAUAUCCAAAGGCCGACGAUUUGAGCUACAUAGUGGCCCUCGUCCGGUUCGCCAACCGCAUAUUGAGUGUACGGCGCACGCUCCAGCGAGAAGGGAUGGACCGCAUUCCGUUGUUCCACAUCGCUACCCGAUUUAAUGUUAGAGACACCGAUGCGGUUGCGCAAACUAGGGCGACCGAUCUCGAUAAAUUCCGGUCCGGUGAUCCGAGGGAUUGUUACUACUCGCUCUUAGGUCUUGCCAAACCGGACGAGGUAACGCUGAAACAGGUUGUGGUCGACUACAGUCGUCCUACUUGGCAAGUAUACACAGACUACGCUGCCGCCGUGGUCCAGGACUAUGCCGAUGUCCUGCUCUUUUCUCAGAACAGAUGCAAACGCAUAGAAGGACUUCCAUCGUGGGUGCCUGAUUUGAGCUCCGAGCUCCAUGCUCCGUAUGGAUACCUCAACUCCAACACUCCGCUAUUCAGCGCCGGUGUUAGCAAGGACGGGACGCCGCGGAAGGAGACCAAAGGCGUUGGCGUGGACGGGACGACCUUGGUGAUACCCGGUUAUCAGGUUGAUGUAGUAGAACGCGCUGGGAUUUACGUGUAUAAGAUGGCAGCUUCUGAAGGGGACAUCCCGACAUCGCAGUCAUUACACUAUUUCCUAUCCGAAAUUUCUCUUUUCUGCAACCUAGCGCUUAAGAAGGAAAAUCCGCCAACAAUAUCCACCGGUUGCAGGGAUGAGGUGGCCUGGUUGCUAUCUUCCGGCGGUCGCGGUAUGUCUCCGGUGCCACACCAACCCCCAAGCAGCCGCUUCGGUCCCGAGAUCAAAGGGCAACGACUCCUCGGCGCAAUCCACGAGAUCGCCAAGCAGCAAUUUGCCCGUCACACCAGAGUUUUAGAGCGCAGCGCGUUUGCAGAGCGCAUGGGAGCCAUCGAAGAACCACUCCUCAGCAAAUGGAAGGAACGCCAGGGCCUUUAUUACAGCCUGCAGAACUGGUUAGGAAUCGGCAACGGCUGGGAGGAACACGAGUUCUACACAAAAUACAACUCCUGGUAUCGUCAAUUCGGGGAAUACGAGGGUCCAAGCGAGCCGGAAGAUGGGGCGAAUCUUGACCCCGAGGUCCGAGAAGCGGCGCUGCUGGCGAAGGGGUCAUAUUAUUUGGCCCUGGACAGGCAGGUGGGCCGAAGGUGCUUUAUCACCCGUGACGGCUAUUUGGGCCUUGGUCCGGAGGAGAUGCAAGCUGGCGAUGUUGUUGGCGUCUUGAAAGGAGUAUCGGUGCCGGUGGUCUUGAGGCCUAGUGUACGUAGUAGCGAGGAGGGCCAUUUUACGUAUGUGGGAGAGGCAUACUGCCAUGGUAUUAUGGAUGGGGAGCUGCUGGGAGCACUUGGUGGGAGAACGCCUUUGGCGUUUAGAAUUGCGUGAAAUCGCUAGAAGGAGCAAGAGGAGUCUGGUCCCUCUGAAGAGAGAGUGGCACUCUAGUAUUAUAUUAUGGAACGUACAAAUCUGAGCUUCCUGG
Molecule: messenger RNA, 2495 nt
Organism: Trematosphaeria pertusa
Lineage: Eukaryota; Fungi; Ascomycota; Dothideomycetes; Pleosporales; Trematosphaeriaceae
Exons: 1
Coding region: 80-2401 (773 amino acids)
Source: RefSeq, a predicted model, not a curated record